Molecule: messenger RNA, 5104 nt
Organism: Opisthorchis viverrini
Lineage: Eukaryota; Metazoa; Platyhelminthes; Trematoda; Opisthorchiida; Opisthorchiidae
Exons: 17
Coding region: 1287-3230 (647 amino acids)
Cellular component (GO): Cul2-RING ubiquitin ligase complex
Source: RefSeq, a predicted model, not a curated record
AUGAUUUUCCGGCUGCGUACCUCUGGUGAUGCAGAGACCGCUGCAGCUGGAUAUGCUGGGGUGGGUAUUGUAUUGAACGAACAAGCGGAAGCGUCUCUGCUUGAUUGGAUACCCGUUGACAGUCGCCUCCGUGCGAUUCGUUUGGCGACAUCUGUGAGAGAAUCUAGAGAAAGUGAGGUUCAUCGCACCCUGUUUAUUGUGUCUGUAUACGCCCCAACUGACUGUAGCUCUGAAUCUGCCAAGGACAAUUUCUAUGACGCUCUAAGUGCCCUUCUACAGCAGGCCAAAAGCUCUGAUAUCGUUGUGGUUGCUGGUGAUAUGAACGCCCAGGACUGUUAUUGGUCUCGUUUAGAGGAAUCGGCGGCCCCCAGUGGCUCUGCUUCGUUAAACUACAAAGCAAUCUGUUGGUUAUUUCCUCACUUGAAUGGCUUUUUGUGGAGAUAAAAAGGACACACUGCCCGCGUUGGAGGACAUUUGUGUGCGAUACAUAUGCAAGAAUUUGAGUGAUCUCACCUACUUGGAUCUGAGUGGACCAAAAACUAGGCGAAAAUGGAAAUUUCCCUACCCCGAAUUCCACAUUACCCCUCGCCCUGCACAGAAAAUACUAUUACAACUGUGCAAACGAAAUGCUUUGGAUGAUGAGCGAAUGUCUCUUUUUUCUGCCGAGUAUGUUAAUCUGAUAUCACCAACGAUAAAAGAGACAAACGUGAGUGCAGAAGCUUUACGUGCUCUCAGAGAUUUUCGUCUUUCCAAUCUUUCGGUUGUCAACCUUCCUAAUGUAAACCUGAACAGUGUUCUCGGUUGUCUUGGCGAAUGGACUCUACGCAAUCUGACCAGUUUAAAUGUAACUGGCAUUUCAAUUCUCACUGGCAUGAAUAUCCCCAUAUUUUUCCCGCUGGGGAGGUUCAAGAAUUUACAACUGCUCAAUGUCAGUCGAACGGAAUUCUCAACGACCGAUUUGCAAAUUGUCGCUGACGAUCUCCCUAACGUGCAGUUUCUGAAUAUUUCGCGUACCUCUGUUUCCGACGUCUCACCUCUCCUAUCUAUGCGUGAUCGAUUGACUGGUCUGAUUAUGCAUCGUCUGGAAUUGGAGCAGAAAGAGGACGUAGAGAAUAUGUUAUCAGUGGUAGUACAACUGCACCAACUGCGCACCCUGGAUGUGUCUGAUAAACCCAGACCGUCUGGUUCCCGCUUGGAUGCUGUUGACAUCUUGUGCACCGCCAAUACUCUGCCCUGUCUGGUUAGCAUUGAUCUUUCUGGAAACCAAUUCGGAUUGAAGCUGGAAGAUGCCAGGUGAGUAUUCUUUCUUCAUUUUUCCCGACUGCUGUACCUGUUUUAGGUUGUUGAUCAAGAACCAUCCAAAUCUGGCAUUCGCCGGGUUUGCUUCUUGGCUAUCUAGUCACGAGCACGAGCUGGAGGGAAUCCACAGACUGUCCCUGAAGUAUCCAGAUAUAAUAAUGCUGGGUGACCGCGGUGAUCAACUUCUUUUGAACACACUGACCCGGAACAAAGAUCGUGCCAUCUACCUCCAAAACGCACUGCACAGCAUCUUUGAAGCAACAAGCAACAGAGAAACGCUAAAGCCAGAUUUGCUGCAGGCAGUCCUCCGUGUCAUGCGGUUACAUCUACGACGCGUAGAAAUGAUCUUAGCUGGCACUGCAGUCAUCUACAAUUUGACAAGAGGUGAGCAAAGUUGUCAGCUGCCCUUGGAGGUACUCAACCGAGCUGUUCGAAUGACGUUGACGGCAAUGGAAAAGUUUCCAAACAACCGACAAUUACAGAAGAACUGCUUUCUUACUUUGUGCAGUGAUACGCUCUUGUACCGAGCGACGUUCAACUGUAACCAAUGUUGUGAAUUGGUUUUCAACAACCUCAUCGCUUUCGAUGAUAUGCACAUGAAGCGCAUGGGUGUGGCAAUCAUUUCCAUCCUGGCGGCCGAGAUUACAACGGCCGGUCUAUCCGAGCUGGCCAGAGACCGUAGACGCAUUCAAUGUUUGUUGGCCUACAUUGCGGAGAAAUGUUUACUCAUAACGGACUUGAACGAUUUGGGUCCAGUGAUCCCGAACUAUUUGAGUCAAGUACGCCUACGCGCUGAGGGUACACCAAUUUUCGAUACAACCUUGCGGUUCACGUUGUCUGCGCUGUGGAAUUUGACCGAUGAAUGUCCGGAAGCCUGUAUGGGGUUUGUGGAAGAGUGCGGUCUUCGUAUUUAUGAGAAAGUGCUCAAGCGAUUUGCAGACCAGGACGAAGAGGUGAAAAAUCACGUAUAUACUAAGUGCUUGGGGCUACUGAACAAUGUGGCUGAAGUGGAUCAAACUCGAAACACUCUCCUGGUGGAUAGCCUGAUGGAUUUUUUCUUCAAAAUGCUUCGUCACCCCAGUAUACAGAUUAGUUACUUCGCUGCUGGUAUUGUCGCGCAUCUUUCGUGUUUGAAGGACGAUGUUUGGAUGGCCGCAUUGCAAUCGAGCAAAGAAAGCCAUAUCAAGUUGUUGGGUCAGUCGGUGUGUUGCUGGCAACCACCACAAUAUGAAAUGGUUGCUUAUAGAUCGUUUGAGCCGUUCGAGCAAUUGGUUCUUCAUCCACAGAGUCGCUUGGAAGUGCACCUUUGGGCAGUCUGGGCGAUUCAUCAUAUUCUAACUCGCAAAGAAGCACGCUAUGUACCAACUCUGCGAAAUUGCAAGCGCCUUCUCAAUUUUCUGCGCUAUGUAACUUCCGCAGAUGAAACCGUUCUCUGCGCAAACAGCCUUCAGCGUCAACAUUGUUCAAUACCGGAAUCCACUGAUGAUCAACUCAAACAACCGGAACCAAUAUCCACACUCUCCCUGCCAACUCACCCAGAUCCCACAAACACUACUAUUUUGGAUUCUAGCGAGGGGUCCACGGGCAUUCAGUCUACAAGUGGAACACCAAAUCCAUGUCCCGGAUAUGCGGGCGAUGCGGUUGCUUUCAGUGAUAGGAAAUCAUCAUACACACUGAUUCAGGACCGUACAAAACGUUCGCUAUCUAGUGGAUCAGUCGGCACAGUUUUUGACCAAACAGAACCGGUACGAAAGACCGCAGCUGGUGUGUCCGCCUUCGUUGGGCCGGAUACCUCACAACUUGAAUGUGCCAGGCUGAUUCGGCGUCUGGCAACGGAGAUCAUUGCCGCUGUAGAUCGUCAUUCCUCAAAUUCCAUCGCUGAAACCCUCGGCGCGGCCGUUUCAUCCACAAGUGAAGCUGGACUUACUUGAUGUAGUCAGUUCUAACUUGAUCGUUUUUCUACUUUUCUUUCUGCUUUGUGAGAACAACACCCCGUUGGAUUCGAAAAGUUUGCAGCGACCAUUCUUCCUCCCACCACCCGCAGCAUUUCUUGCAUUCACUGGUAGAUUCUAUCCACACAUCGAGCAGCGACAAUCGAUCCAGCUUUGCUGUUUGCAUCCGUUUUUUCCAACUCACUAGCCUCAUCCUCAUCAUCAUGAUGGUCGUUGUGGUGUCAUGUUGCUAUCUCCAAGUGUUUUAUUCGUCCAGGUGGAUGCGGUGGUCUUUGGUUUCGCAUGUAUCCAAAUGAUGCCUGUCUCACUGUUUGUCGCAUCCUACCGAACACGUAUGUGGUCAAAUUCCAUUUCCCCACGGGCUCGUCAUCCUAAAGCCAGAUUAUUGGGCACUUUUGUUCUUUUCGUGCUCGAGUGUUCUUUCUCACAGCUUGUACAAAAACACGUACCUCGACCCUUCCGUAUGCGUAUUAUGAUGGACCCCGCACAACAGCACUCGUACUGGGGUGUGCUGUCGAGAACGGUUUUGCAUGACUGCGGACUCCGAUCAACCCAAAUCUUCUAGCGCUUUAGAUCCCUGGAAGGUUGACUCCCUUUUCACAUAUUCAGAUAUCCCCAACCGGGCUUUUAGAUUCUUGAAAGUCAUCCAGCUUUUGCAACUGAUAUUGGAGAAUCGAGCGACGACCCAGCACUUGCUGGACUUCAAGCGCUAAAGUAUGAGUCAGAGGAUCCCGACGGUACUUCAUCGGACAUCUCAUCCUGACAUUUUAUUCAAUUCUAGCCAAUGCACUAAGUUACAAGGAUGAAGGGAAUUAUCACUACAAACGAAAAGAAUUUUCUAAGGCUAUCGAUUCCUACUCUGGCGGACUUCGAGCCAAACCGAAAGACAUGAAUCUUGUGGCUGUAUUGCUUACCAAUCGGGCAAUUUGUCACUGGUAUUUAAGUAACUGUUCCAGUUGGUUUCUUUGUAACCUACUUUUAAUUUGCAGAAAAUUAUAGGUCUUGUAUAAUGGAUUGCAAAGCAGCUCUUGUCGCGGACCCACAACAUCAAAAAGCAUAUGUUAAAGGUUGGUUUGUGUUCACCUAAUUUUUCUAAUAUACACUACAGCAGUAGAGGCUUGCCUAGCUUUGGACAAGAUCCACGAUUGUCUUGAGCUUUGUGAACUCGGUCUAACCAAGUUUCCUGGCUGUCAGAAAUUGACGGAAGCUCGUGCGAAGGCUCGCCAAAAGCAAAAUCUUUCUGACCAAGCCGAGAUCGCAAAGAUCAAAGCUCAACGUGAAGAGGAAAAUAAACAAUUGACAACUUUAAAGCUCAUCACGGACAGAGGCAUACAGGUCAAUUUCAGGUUGCCUCCGGUGUGUGUCCCAGACGCGGCUGAUGCGCGAUUUUACGUGGAUUCUUCCAACCAUCUUCAUUGGUCCCUACUAUUCAUGUAUCCGGAGUUUGGUCAGACGGAUUUUCUGCGAGACGUCAUUGAAGAUUCUACCGUCCUGGAGUGUCUUCGCCUCGUCUUUGACCCUAGUCAACCGCCCCCUGCGUGGGAUACCGAACAAAUUUACCGAUUUGGAGACGAUAGUUUAGAGGUUUAUUUUGAGGACAGUACGGUCUCACAAAAACUGGUCUCAUUCCCUGCAGAACUGACGGUCAAACAGCUAACUAAACGCAAGGACUUCUGUGUGAGGCGCGACUUGCUUAUCGUUAUCCACGUCGUAUCGAAGAGGUCGACGAAAUUCUACCAAAGGUGGAAGGACGAAAUGCGGUGGUACUAACUGUGAUUCGAAGUGGCAAACCAUAUGGCUACACUCCUUGUAAAUAUGUAUUUACAGUUGUCACAAAAUAAAACGAAUUUUAC